AUGAGAAGCCGGCAGUUUCGCCUGAUGCAACGUCGCCCACUUCUGGGUCGCAAAUCUGUAAGUUCUAGCCAUGCAUACUACCCACCAGGCAUUGACCAUGUCGCUUUGUUAGAUGGAGGAUCGGAACCUGGACUCAAGUUCUGCUCGUACUGUAUCAGAACCAAGAAAGUUUGCAGUCUGAACCCACAGUGGGGAAAGACUCGUUCAAGGUCUCGAGUUAGUGAGACCGGGUCAAGCAUCACCAGUACCUCUGAUAGUUCUCAGAGCAAGAGGAAGCGUAACGAGUCUCCCGCUACCACUACUGCUCCUUCACUCACCGCAAAGUAUUGCGACAUCACCGCAGCGAACAUGCUGCAAAUGAUUCAGGACUCUACACCAGGGCAAGGUCUAUCCUGGAACAACCCCUUCACCAACACAGAUAUCCCUUCCUUUCUCUCCAUGGAUACAACCCUCGACGCUCAAAGCCUUGCAAUGAGCUUCUCUAGUCCAGACAGUGCUUCGCAUGCAGUAGCGCAGGAUGGUAUUGAUGAAUCGCUGCCUGAACUCACAAAGCAAACUUCACAUGCAGCAACCGACGCCCUGGACAACGCGACAUCUUAUUCAGGCUCACAAGACUUUGACAUCAACAAUCUCUGGGACUUGGACUUCUCAGACAUCAACUCUGCGCCUCUCGAGACAUUAUCAUCCACGGAAACUCCGGCCUAUGGACAAAAGGCUAUUCAGGUGAAGCGUAGAGCCCGUUUGCCUUCGAAUGACUGGUCUGGCUAUCCCAACUUCUCACCAUCGCCAUUUACCAGCGACUCUCUUAUCAUGCAAACCUCAAACCGAUACAUGAUCACCGAAAGUCUCCUUCAGAUAUAUCAUGAUGUCCUGGAGAACAACCUUGCUUGCUGGCUAGCUGAAGAAAACUGCCCUUACAAGUUGCAAGUUGUCGCUCGCACUAGUCCACCACCAGAACCCAAGCUAGGUGCAACUCCAGGACCUUCCAGACAGAAACCGAAUCUUCCGCCAGAAUGGGGCGCCGCUUGGUCGAAUAGGAUGUAUCGUCGCGUUGUGGAACUAGAUCGAGCCGCUCAGUCGGCGAGGUUGAUCGACCUGACAAGGUCCGAAAGUCAAGCAGCAUCUCGGGUACUAGACCUAGUCAUAAUGGCUUUCACAACCCAAUGGGCGCAAGGCAACCGUCGACAAGAACGGUUCUCCAUGGGGGGGAAUGACUUUACCACUGAAGCGGAUGACCUAGCUGACGCUCUGAAUCAAGAGUUUGAGGAAAGUUUACAGCAGUCAGUAUGGGAGCAAGCAAAGAGGGCACUUCAGGACGUCGUUGAUGUCGAGUCAUAUCGUGUCAUAUACGCUGAACUCAUCUUUGGUCUAACACAAAAGCCUUGGGCCAGUGACGAGUACCAACAAAAGUCCUUUGGAUCCAAAAAAGGAAAAAGUGGUAAAGGCAUCAAAGAGAAUGCGAUGCCGGAGAUUAUCGAGAUCAUGUCGCAAGAAGGUCCUCAUAUUUACUUGGAGCGAGCCACGAGGAAGAUUCACGCACUCAAGUUCAGGUUUGAAGCUAGUGAAUCUGGCUUCACAGAGACUAGCAAGAAAUAUUCUCCUCGGCGAUUAACCGAGGAGAACAGACGGACCAUUGGAUUACUUUACUGGCUCGCUGUCAUGUUUGAUACAGUCUCUUCAUCAAUGAAUGAACGGCCAGUUGCGUUGGCCGAUGAAGACUGUCAACAUGAAGAUGCAGAGCAAAUACUCGCAGACAGUAUGCGAGCGGCUCAGAAGAGCAGAAGAGGAAGUCAGCGAUGGGAAAUGGAACUCUUCAUCCAAGAUGAUGCAGCCAAGCCAACAGUCGGAACAAGGUGGCCAUGCUCAUAUGACGAUGCUAUGCAAAUGGUUGCCAAGUCAGCACCUGUCAAGAUCCUGAUCUAUCGACACUUGUCAUACCUUCAGAAUGCUUUGCGAAAACGAGAGUGUCCUCAAGCUAUUGAAGAGAUCAUCCAACAAACCACCCUCCUAUACCGGUACUGGAACAUGACGCACGGUGCCUUCUUCCGAGAUCUCAUCAGACAUUACGACACAGUUCCACCACGGAUCAGAAGUUGGUUCUUCUGCAUCGCAGUCCCAUGGCAUCUCGGCGCCCUUAUGCUCGCAGACGUCCUCGAAUUCAUCGACAAGAACAACUACGGCCUUGACCAAGCCCGUCAAAAGCGACUUAGCGGCAACGUCGCAGCACGAAUCCGCAAAGCCAGCGCAAUUGAACUCGCCGACCUCGCACAAGUAACUACACCGCGCCUAUUCCAAGAAGCUGGUAUAAAUGCCGCGCAACUUCCAGAUUACCAUUUUGCAAUGGGAGAUGAUAGAUAUGAGAGAUACUGGCGUGACUGGUGCGACGAAGCCAGAGACCGACAUCAUGUUGACAUACCUGUCGAGCCUGAUAAUCAAUAUAGUCCUAUGAGCAUUAGGAUAAGAGGGAAAAUUGUUUACUGUGCAUCUAAUACGUUCCGGAAGGGAACCCAAUACUUCUCCAAACCCCUUCUUACCUGUGCUUUAGGCUCCGAGGAACCCUUCAGUAUACCUCGCGGUAUUGCUGCUUUGUUGGAUGUCUGGCACUCAGAACCAAUCCUUUCGACGGACUUUGCCAGCAAGUGCGGCACGCCAACCGACCAUGAUUCACAAGAUAUUAUGCAUUGGCAAAUCCGCUACUUUAACCCAACGCUCGAAAGCAAAGAUCUUGGCACAAUCUACCGGACUAGCAAGAGACAAACUGUGACAGUUCAACAAGAAUUAAAAAAGACCUGCCUACAGGAAAAACGAGUCAGAAUAACCUUCCGAAGACUGAAAGAGGCACCGGAAAUCUUCAGCAUAUUUGCCUUUACAGAUGAAGACACAAGUCCAAAUACAUACAAACCCGAUGCGGGAUUUGACUUUGGAAAGCUAUUGGACCGUUAUGAUUACAGGAUUGAAGCUAGUGAUGCACUGCCGAUUGCGCACUAUCUUCACGAAGUCUGCAGGAUUUUUAAACUAUGUAUGGACGCUUGGGGGAAGACACUCGAUAUUAUAGAUGAGCUUGUCUAUAUCAAGCUAGGAGAUUUGGACAACGUGAAAAGAGUGGAGGAACUUAUGUUUGAUAGUUCUUUUAACCGCUCCAGGGACUAUUUUGUUGCCCUUCAAAUACUCAGGAUCAUUGACGAGUGGUUGGAUGAGGCUCGCUCAACUUUCCAAGACAUGUCGAAAAGCCCAAUAAUGGUAGAUUCGAGGGGGUUUUUAGAUAUAGCGAUGGAAUUCGUGGAAAUUCAUGCCAACACUGUCCAAUAUCGGGUUCGGGAUAAAAAAGAGGAGAUCAACAGUCUUCGGGAUGGUCCAUUCAACGCCACGUCUCUUCGAGAAUCAACCAAAGCUAUGGCGCUAAACCAGGCAAUCUAUGUCUUUACCGUGGUGACGGUUCUUUUCACACCAAUCAGCUUCUUAGCGAAGACUUUCUGGGCGUUGCCGUUCUUGAACAACCCGGCAGAGGGCACUGAUAUUGUUCCAGUGCCUGCAGCCUUUCGUAACAGCUUCAUUAUCAUGCCUAUCCUUACCUACGCUUUGGUGAUAGGCGUCGCGUGGUUCGUGGGACAACGAAACAGCGCCUAUACACUGUUGAGCAAGUUAAGAGAGCUUGGUGAAGCAGUUGGUCGUUCUCUGAGAUCAGGGUGGAACUUGCUUCCAAAGAAGGCAAAGAAGCGUCAUGGGAGUAGUUCUCCUCUCCCAUAA
This is a messenger RNA of Fusarium tjaetaba, 3747 nucleotides long. RefSeq names its product regulatory alcR. NCBI's taxonomy places the organism in Eukaryota, Fungi, Ascomycota, Sordariomycetes, Hypocreales, Nectriaceae. Bases 1 to 3747 code for a protein of 1248 amino acids. The transcript is spliced from 7 exons. The record is from RefSeq and is a predicted model, not a curated record.